This is a messenger RNA of Dendrobium catenatum, 1306 nucleotides long. RefSeq names its product peroxidase 11. The record is from RefSeq and is a predicted model, not a curated record. Gene Ontology annotation, molecular function: heme binding; peroxidase activity. Bases 164 to 1177 code for a protein of 337 amino acids. NCBI's taxonomy places the organism in Eukaryota, Viridiplantae, Streptophyta, Magnoliopsida, Asparagales, Orchidaceae. The transcript has 4 exons. Gene Ontology annotation, biological process: response to oxidative stress; hydrogen peroxide catabolic process.
UUGAUCUCCACCUUGACUAUCACAUUCCCACUAAUUUGAAGCACGAGCUCGUCUCUUCGCCAUGACCAUUUCCAUCCUUGAACAAAUAUAUAAAGUUGAGUAAGCUUUAACCUUCUUCUCCCACUCGAGAGUAGCUAAGAACUGUCAAGAAAAGAAGAGAAAAAUGGAAGCUGCGAGUUUCUCGAAGUCAGUAUUUCUCGACUUGGCUGUGAUGAUUUGUAUUCUGGGAGCUCUGGGGAGAUUGGUAAUGGCGCAAGAUCAAUCGAAGCUGACGUUGAGCUACUAUGAUAAAUCUUGCCCAGCUGCGCAGCAGAUUGUGCGCAAGGAGAUGGAUUGUGCUGUGCGUCAGAAUCCGCGCAAUGCAGCUGCAAUCCUUCGACUUCACUUCCAUGACUGCUUUGUUCAGGGAUGUGAUGGAUCUGUACUACUGGAUGACACAGCGACACUGUUAGGAGAGAAGACCGCCUCUCAAAAUGUGAACUCUCUGAUCGGUUUCGAUCUUGUAGAUCGCAUCAAGAACCAGCUCGAAGGAGAGUGUCCUGGAGUUGUAUCAUGUGCUGAUUUGCUUGCUAUAGCAGCAAGAGAUGCAGUCCUUUUGGUUGGGGGACCUUAUUGGGAUGUUCCGGUCGGACGGCAGGACGCAAAGACUGCAAGCCUGGAGCUAGCAAAUACUGAUAUCCCCACCCCAAACCAGAACCUUGUCACCCUCAUAGCCAAGUUCAUUGGUAAAGGUCUGUCAACACAAGAUCUGGUGGCUCUAAUAGGGUCGCACACCAUUGGAAUGGCAAGGUGUGUGAAUUUCAGAGAUAGGAUCUACGGAGACUUUGUAGCUACAUCACAAUUUGACCUGGGCUCCAAAAUCUAUCUAAGUAAGCUGCAAUCAAUCUGCCCUGAGAUUGGACAUGACAGCAAGAUCUCCCCAAUGGACUAUGUCAGUCCGAACGUUUUCGACAACAUUUUCUACCAAUCUUUACUAAAAGGCGAGGGGCUACUUAAUUCAGACCAGGAAAUGUACACGAGCCUUGUCGGGUUCGAGACCGCCGAUCUCGUAAAGACCUACGCUGUGGACCCUAUAAUCUUCUUCAAGCACUUCUCUGAUGCAAUGGUGAAGAUGGGAAACAUUACCAAUCCACUAGGAGGUGAAGUAAGAAAGAACUGCAGAUUUGUCAACACAUAAGGAGAUUGGGAGGAAGACAAUUGGGGCACUGAGUUGUUCAUCUAGUAAAUUGUAUUCCAACAUAAUGUGACAAUAAACAUGUAUUGGAGGUUUGUAUGAGAACAUAGAAAUAUCUUGACGGAUAUUCUU